AUGUGCAAACUACUGAAUAACAUAGCAAAAAAUGAAUUUGCAAAGGAGCGGACUGCAUUCACUAAUGCAGCCAAGAAAUUCCUGGUUGAAGUGCUUGCUAAGAAGGAUUUAUAUAGUGCAAAUGAAUAUUACAUGUGCAAAAUACUUCUUCCGGAUGUGUUUUCCUGGUUCCCUGUCCCGAUAGAAGAUAAGCCAGUGGGAUGGCGGCCUGACAAAGUCAUGAUGAUAUCUUGGCUAGAAAUUAUAUUUCCAAUUGCAUAUGCUGGACAGUUGCCCAACGCUUUUUUCGAAUUUGUGAAAAUCGUUGGUGGUAAGCAUUACAUAUUCUUAAUACGCGUAUGCUGGUACAGUACCGAGGAUUUUGGGCACUAUGUUACACCAACGUGA
This is a messenger RNA of Gongylonema pulchrum, 387 nucleotides long. Lineage: Eukaryota; Metazoa; Nematoda; Chromadorea; Rhabditida; Gongylonematidae. The record is from the annotation of a GenBank genome assembly.